AAAUUCGCCAAUUUGUAACUGAGGGCAUUGGAUAGUCAUGCAGACGGGUUUUUUUAUCCACUCUUUUGCUUCUCGUUCCAUUGUUAAUUCAUCAUGGCUGACGGUACAUUACGCAGUCAAACACUCAUGAUUGGCCGAACAGGUUCUUCGGUUGUAUCCUACCAGGAAGAAGACGCUCAGUGCCCCGUAUGUAAGAGUGACAAAUACCUUACUCCCAAUCUGAAACUCUUAGUAUCGCCAUGUUUUCAUAAAAUGUGCGAAUCGUGCAUUGAUCGGUUGUUCAGUGCUGGUCCCGCGCCAUGUCCGCUUUGUCAUCAAGUGUUGCGCAAAAAUCAGUUCAUGUCCCAAAUCUUCGAAGAUCUCACUGUGGAAAAGGAAGUUCGGAUACGAAAACGGGUUGGAAAAGUGUUCAAUAAGCGGCCCGAAGAUUUUCCCAGUCUGCGACUCUACAACGAUUAUUUAGAGAUGGUCGAAGAUAUAACUUUCAACCUCAUGAACGAAGUGGAUGUCGCCGAAACCGAAGCUCGAAUUACCGCAUACGAGCUCGAGAACAAAGAAAGCAUUGCAGAAAAUCAAGCACGAUUAGCAAACGAGCAACGAUACAGUUCUUACCAAGACGAGCUUGAAAAGCAGGAAAGAGAGCAGAAACGAGAGGAUUAUCUGCGACAACUAGAAGAAGAGCGAAGAGAAAAGGAAUUGGAGAAAGCGGAACUUAUCAAAGAACUAGCCACCUCCAAUAAAUCGGCACAAGCGGUGUUAGCCACACGAGCGACGGCUUUGAAACGAUCAUCAGCAUUACGGCAGCAGUCGGAGAGCAACACACCAUCUCCGCGACUGAAUAUGCCCUCAUGGCUGAUCGCAGCAAUGGAUACUGAUACCGAAAUGAAAGAGGCUGAACUAGCUAAUUUUGAUCCUUUUGGCUUGGAGUACGAUUAUUCCUGCGGAUUCGAAGUUCGGGAAAAUUACAGUGACGCCGCGACGGAUUAUCUUAAUGGGAACAAGGCAGCUCGAGCUGGAGGAUAUGCGCCGAGAUUUGCGUACCAACGAGCCCUCAACUCGGCAUUUGCUGGUAUUCUGUGUCCACCGAUCCAAAACCCAUAAUUGCCACUUUUUGGCUUCAAUGUAACGUUCAUGCUUC
Molecule: messenger RNA, 1138 nt
Organism: Radiomyces spectabilis
Lineage: Eukaryota; Fungi; Mucoromycota; Mucoromycetes; Mucorales; Radiomycetaceae
Product: CDK-activating kinase assembly factor MAT1-domain-containing protein
Exons: 8
Coding region: 94-1101 (335 amino acids)
Biological process (GO): regulation of transcription by RNA polymerase II; nucleotide-excision repair; positive regulation of cyclin-dependent protein serine/threonine kinase activity
Cellular component (GO): transcription factor TFIIH holo complex
Molecular function (GO): cyclin-dependent protein serine/threonine kinase activator activity
Source: RefSeq, a predicted model, not a curated record